AUGUCAACUGUCAAACGUAUCAAUGAUGUCGAUGUUAAUCAAUACAAAAAUCCAUUUUCUACAUCACAAUUAAUCAUUGGUUUAUUCAUAGGUACAUAUUUUUUAACUGUGGAACUUAUUGAUUUCAGUCAAGCACCAAUAUGGAAAUGGUGGCAAUUAUGUACAAUGAUUAUUUUACCAUUAUCCAUGAUCGAUGCACUUCGUGAUUUAAUUCACAUGUUUACUAAAAAAGCUACGAUCCGACGUAAUGUGAUCGAUAUUUUAAAAGCUAUACAAUUCUUUGGUAUAGUAUACACGAUGUUCGUCUGUAUAAUGCCGUUAGAAUCGCAUCUAGCUGAAAAACCUUCAAAACAUCUUGCUCGAGAUUUAAAUUUUUACCAUUCGUUUGCAUUUGGAUUUAAUAUUCUUGGAUGGUUACUCACAUUAUUACGAUAUUAUGACUGGAAAAAUGAUAAACAAAUUCCUUCUGAGAAAAAGACACAAUAA
This is a messenger RNA of Rotaria sordida, 486 nucleotides long. NCBI's taxonomy places the organism in Eukaryota, Metazoa, Rotifera, Eurotatoria, Philodinida, Philodinidae. The record is from the annotation of a GenBank genome assembly.